UCCGGUCACUCGUUAUGGUCUGCAAUCAGUUGCCAGCGCAAGUGGUUGAAAAGAUUUACAGUAAAAUCUCGCAAAAUCUAAUUAUUAAUAAUCAAAAAAGUUGGAAUAGGCAUUAGCGAACGUUUCGCGAGAUAAAAAUUUCUAUAUCACCAAACAGUCUCCGGGUCAGGCCAUUGUUGUUAGACAAUGGACAGCAUCUAGAAGCCAUCAGGUGUCUGCGAAAGGAUACGCGUGACCUGUGAUACCACUUUCUUUGCCAGUCCCUCUGAAUCGUUGAAAAACCGUUGAAAAAUCGAUCAUCUCGAACUUCGGUUACCCACGUUCGAGAGCUGCAACGAAACAACAGAACAAAGAACAAUGCCGGUGCGAUCGCGUGAUCACGGCACGUAAGGCUGACAGAUCUCUCGAAAAUCAUUGGGGAUUCGUGGCACGUGGCGAUUCGCAUUCGUACGAGCAGCGAGUGCUCGCGAGUGUAUCGACGAGGCGUGUGGCUUCGGCGUUGUUCCCGCUUGCUGGACAAGUGACGUGAUAGUUCGUGAAUCGUCGCGAGCCACCUGGUUCUUCUGGAACUCUUGACGUGGAAAAUCGUCAAAAUCCCGGGGCACGCUUCUCUGAUGACCCACGCGCUAAAACCUUGACACGCUGUUUAAUAUUAGUUGUUGGUGACCUUCCAAAUAGCUUCAGGCUCUUGGAAUAUUUGUAAACUACUUUACCGUGGCUACAGGCCUGACAUUUACGUAUCUAUUCCUCGCGUUGAUGAGAAAGAGACGCGACUAUAAUGGUAGUUGUAUAAAUACAGACUGUGUGGAUGUUUGUUCGAAUUAAAGGGUGAAGAGAAACUCACACAACGAAGCGCGUUACAAACGUUUGGCGGUUUUGUUUCUCUGUGUUGGUGCGGUGUGUGGAUCUUGAAAGUGGAUCCGACGUGUUAUAAUGGCACCGGCUGCUACGUUAGACUGGUCCGAGCCCUGCCAGCACUGGCGAUAUCCGAAAUUCUGCCCGUCUGGCCAACAGAAGCAUGAGAGAGCGAAGAGCGCGAUGGAAUUGAGCAGCAAAGAAGCGAACACCGCGUACAAAAAGUUCUGCAAGUUCCUCCGUCGGCUGAAGCACAAGAAACAUAGAGAUGGCAACAAAGUGACAACAGUGGUGGCUACGCCUGGUGCUGGUCCAGAUCGUCCGCAAGAGAUCUCCUACACAGACACUAAAGUAAUCGGUAACGGCAGCUUCGGCGUUGUGUACCUAGCGAAACUAUGUGACACAGAGGAACUGGUCGCCAUCAAGAAAGUUCUCCAAGAUAAACGAUUCAAGAACAGAGAGUUGCAAAUUAUGCGGCGUCUCGAGCAUUGCAACAUCGUGAAACUGAAAUACUUCUUCUACUCCAGUGGUGAUAAGAACAUCUUAAACGCAACUAAUCCAGUUUUUCAUGUGGACAAGGACGAGGUUUAUCUGAACCUAGUGCUGGAAUACAUACCUGAAACUGUGUAUAAAGUCGCUCGGCAUUAUAACAAAAGCAAGCAGACCAUACCAAUCAAUUUUAUUAAGUUGUACAUGUAUCAACUGUUCCGCUCUCUGGCAUAUAUCCACUCGCUAGGGAUCUGUCACAGGGACAUCAAGCCACAGAAUUUACUCUUGGAUCCAGAAUCCGGCGUGUUGAAGCUCUGUGAUUUUGGAUCGGCUAAACACUUGGUCAAAGGAGAACCCAACGUGUCUUACAUCUGUAGUCGUUACUAUCGCGCGCCUGAAUUGAUCUUUGGUGCUAUUGAUUAUACCACGAAAAUCGAUGUAUGGAGCGCAGGAUGCGUAGUAGCAGAAUUAUUGCUUGGUCAACCAAUAUUCCCUGGCGACAGUGGUGUGGAUCAGCUGGUUGAGAUCAUCAAAGUGCUCGGCACACCUACACGAGACCAGAUACGUGAGAUGAACCCCAACUAUACCGAGUUCAAAUUCCCACAAAUUAAGGCGCACCCGUGGCAAAAGGUGUUCAGGGCACGCACACCCCCAGAAGCGAUGGAGUUGGUCGCUGGACUUCUAGAGUACACGCCGUCAGGUCGAAUCACGCCUUUGGAAGCGUGUGCUCAUCCGUUCUUCGACGAACUUCGGGAACAGGGCACGCGACUGCCAAACGGCCGAGAGCUUCCCCCGUUGUUCAACUUUACCGAGUACGAGCUGCGAAUUCAGCCGUCACUGAACUCGAUCCUAAAGCCGAAGUACAUGCAGACUUCGGAGAAUCCUGGAGGCCAGUCGGAGCCGGUCGCGGGGAGUAGCGGUAACUCUAGUGAUAAUAACGUGAACACCAACACGCUGUCCACCUCGAAGAACACAGACCCCGGCCAGUCGAAUAUGGCUUAAGCGCUGCUUUCUAUUUUUAACGUUUAAUUAAACAACAGACGAGAAAACACGAGAGCGAGAGCGAGCGAGUGCGAGAGAUAACGGAAGAGAGAGAGAGAGAGAGAGAGAGAGAAAGAGAGAGAGAGAGUAAAAGAGUGUAUGCGCGCGCGACAGAGUGAGAAAGAAAGGAAACACUAAGAAUUCACACGUGUUAGAAACUAGCCUUAAAAUGAAACGAAAAAAGAAAAAAAAGAAAAAAGAAAAAAAAUUCAAGUACGGUUGAGAGCAAGAGCGAGAGAGUAGGGGAAGAAGAAAACAAAAGGAACGGAAGAAAAACUCGAUGUUCUUCUGAGGAGGAUGUCUAUAACAUAAGUUACACGUGAGACACAAAGGAAUCCCCCAAAACUGUAAAUUUGUUUCAACGCGAUGCAAAUGGCGAUACCGGCGUGGUAUUUUAAGCUUUGUUCGCUUGAAACACAAACGACGAAAUAUUAUUAUAGAAUUAACCCGAGACAAUGGUCCCCCCCUUCGGACAGCCCGAGAUUUUUCCCGAGCGAACGCUUGAUUGCCACCUUAAUGCCAAAAAAAAACAGCAUGAAGAAAAAAGAAAAAAAGAAAUUGAAUUCAAUGUAUAUAUAUUAUAGGAACUGGCUCGUAACCUCUUUAAAUGAUAAUCGCUGUAAGCAAAGAAAGAAACAAACAAAACGACAAAAAAAUAAUAUUAAUAAUGAGCGCGAAUUUUUUCUAGUUGAGGAAGAAACAAAACGAUGUGUAAUCUCUAUCGUACACUGUGUCUAGGUAGCGCGUUAACGUCGCUUGCGUCGUCGUCAUUUCAUUCGAAAAUACACACACCACACACAUACACAUACGUAUACAGAUACACAAUCAUGGCGGUUAUUAAAGUGAUCAUCUGCUUCUUCGGGUUUUCAAUGAAUUUCGGGAGUCAAGCAGAAAGAGAUCGUCAAACUUUCAGAUUUCGUGAAGAAGCAUUGGGUGGGGAACGUGCGAGGGGAACCGACGUUUCCUUUUGAAUGCGUAACAACAAAUGAAAGGGAACGAAUGUGCAUCGUUGUGUCGUAUUUUCAUUGCGUUCUCGCGAAUAGGGAAAUUAUCACGCGGAGAAUCUCACGAUUAAACACAUACACACACAUACACAUUAGUAAUUUGCGUGCACAAUCUGUAUUUAUCGUAAGACGAAUUUCCGCGACGUGAGACAUGCUACGUUACACGUUCAGCAGAAAAGAAAGAAGAGAACUGCGUAUCUCGAGAGAUUUUCGACGAGUAAGACGCGUAACGGAAGUUUCUAAUCGUUGGAAAUACGAUAGCAGUGAGACACCAUACAUGUUACACACUCGUUCGUGCCUAUUGUCAACCAUGCUUGGACGAUUCGAAUCGCUAUCAUUUAUUUAACGAAUGAAUGAAUUAACUCGAGUAUACUCUGUUCGUUUACGAAUUCAAUCGUCACGCGCCAUUAUCGUUGUAUAUUUCCGUCGUUAGACAAUUUCGGCUUCACCGAACGAUCUACUUUUCACAUCACGCGACGAAACUCUACGCAUCGAAGAGCGAUUUUUUUCUUUCUUUAAAUGCCCGAAUAAAUAAUUUCUUUUUU
Molecule: messenger RNA, 3934 nt
Organism: Frieseomelitta varia
Lineage: Eukaryota; Metazoa; Arthropoda; Insecta; Hymenoptera; Apidae
Product: glycogen synthase kinase-3 beta-like
Exons: 8
Coding region: 934-2346 (470 amino acids)
Biological process (GO): protein phosphorylation; signal transduction; negative regulation of canonical Wnt signaling pathway
Cellular component (GO): cytoplasm; nucleus; cytosol
Molecular function (GO): protein serine/threonine kinase activity; ATP binding
Source: RefSeq, a predicted model, not a curated record